AUGCACAAAAAUACUGAUGCUUUGAUUGACUAUCCAGAGUGUGGCCGCCGCUGGCAGCAGUUCUUGUGCUUGGCAGCCCACAUGAUCAGCAGGGUCGUGCUGAUUCUCGCACCAUCUAUUCCCAUGUUAUUUGCUGUGGGGGUGUCGCUGGUGGCAGCUGCAAGUGGACCAAUGUUCGAGUCAUCACUGUCUGUCGGACUCGAACUGACAACCAUCAAGCACCGUACGACUAUCAGCGCCAUGGCGUGCCUUUGUGCAGGAGCUGGAAUGAUGGCGGCUGGCCUGGUGGCGUGGAUCAUGCCCUAUUGGAAUUUUCUCUUCCUCUUUGCUGCAUUAUGUUGUCUUGCAUUGUUUUCAUUUUUCAGGUGGUUCCCCGAGUCGCCGCGCUGGCUGGCCUGCAGGGGGCGCCAGGAGGAGGCGCUCAGCCUGGUGCAGCGCAUCGCGGCCGCCAACGGCACUGCCGUGCCUCCGCUCACUCAGAGGGUGCUACGCAAUGUGGCCAGGAGCAAGCGCGACAGGAAGGGACUGCUCAGCAUUUUCUCCAGCUGGAACCUCUUCAAAAAUACAACAGUACUCGUCAUCGUCAGGUCUGUGCACGUGCUGACGAUGUUCUCGCUGGUGCUGAGAGCGGGAGGUGUCAGCGCCAACCCGUUCGCCUCGGUGGCCGCGCAGGGGGCGGCCCAGCUGCCCGGCUACCUGGCCGUCCGCCACUGUGCGUCCCGCUUCGGCCGCCGCUGGUCCGCUGUCGCAGCUCCUGUGCUGGCCGCUGCCGUUGGUUCUGCCAUGAUUCUACUCAUGACAGGGACUGAAAAAGUCACGAACUGUCGACGCCCAUCAUCAAAGGCUUCUGAAUACAGAAAGCGAACAUUAGAAAAAUUUUCUUGA
This is a messenger RNA of Schistocerca americana (American grasshopper), 885 nucleotides long. Its product is annotated as solute carrier family 22 member 13-like. Gene Ontology annotation, molecular function: transmembrane transporter activity. Lineage: Eukaryota; Metazoa; Arthropoda; Insecta; Orthoptera; Acrididae. The record is from RefSeq and is a predicted model, not a curated record. Gene Ontology annotation, cellular component: membrane. The transcript has 6 exons. Gene Ontology annotation, biological process: transmembrane transport. Bases 1 to 885 code for a protein of 294 amino acids.